Molecule: messenger RNA, 1853 nt
Organism: Fulmarus glacialis (Northern fulmar)
Lineage: Eukaryota; Metazoa; Chordata; Aves; Procellariiformes; Procellariidae
Product: thrombospondin-4
Exons: 13
Biological process (GO): cell adhesion
Cellular component (GO): extracellular region
Molecular function (GO): calcium ion binding
Source: RefSeq, a predicted model, not a curated record
GGGUCUUACCACUGUGGCCAGUGCAAACCAGGAUAUACAGGAGACCAAGCCAGGGGAUGCCAGGCUGAGAGGAGCUGCAGAAAUCGAGCCCUCAAUCCAUGCAGUGUCCAUGCCCGUUGUAUUGAGGAGAGGAGAGGAGAGGUGACAUGUAUUUGUGGCAUUGGCUGGGCUGGUGAUGGUUAUGUUUGUGGAAAAGAUGUGGACAUUGAUGGGUAUCCUAACGAAGAACUCUCAUGCUCUGCUGAAAACUGCAGAAAGGACAACUGCAGAUUUGUCCCAAACUCUGGACAAGAAGAUGCCGAUAGUGAUGGGAUUGGAGAUGCCUGUGAUGACGAUGCGGAUGGAGAUGGCAUUCCCAAUGAGCAGGAUAACUGUGUCUUGGCUCCCAAUGUUAACCAGAGAAAUGGCGACCAAGAUAUCUUUGGAGAUGCUUGUGACAACUGCCGCAAUGUCCUGAAUAAUGACCAGAGGGACACAGAUGGUGAUGGGAAAGGAGAUGCUUGUGAUGAUGACAUGGAUGGAGAUGGUAUUAAGAACCUUUUGGAUAAUUGUCAGAGGAUCCCCAACCAAGAUCAGGAGGACAAGGAUAAUGAUGGCGUUGGUGACGCCUGUGACAGCUGCCCUGCAAUCAGCAACCCAAACCAGUCGGAUGUUGACAAUGACCUGGUUGGAGAUUCCUGCGAUACCAAUCAGGACAGUGAUGGCGAUGGGCACCAGGACAGCACAGACAAUUGCCCCACCAUCAUUAACAGCUCCCAGCUGGACACGGAUAAGGAUGGGUUGGGUGACGAGUGUGACGACGAUGAUGAUGACGACGGUAUUCCUGACCUCUUGCCCCCAGGCCCUGACAACUGCAGGCUGGUCCCCAACCCAGGGCAGGAAGAUGAGAAUGGUGAUGGAGUCGGGGAUAUCUGCGAGUCUGAUUUUGACCAGGAUACAGUGAUUGAUCAGAUCGAUGUGUGCCCUGAGAACGCAGAGAUCACCUUGACAGACUUCAGGGCCUAUCAGACAGUGGUGCUGGACCCAGAGGGGGAUGCCCAGAUUGAUCCCAACUGGGUGGUUCUGAAUCAGGGCAUGGAAAUUGUGCAGACUAUGAACAGCGAUCCUGGCCUUGCUGUUGGUUACACAGCUUUUAACGGUGUGGACUUUGAGGGCACUUUUCAUGUGAACACGGUGACAGAUGACGACUACGCUGGCUUUAUUUUUGGUUAUCAAGACAGCUCUAGCUUUUAUGUGGUAAUGUGGAAACAGACUGAACAGACGUACUGGCAAGCGACUCCCUUCAGAGCUGUUGCAGAGCCUGGCAUUCAGCUAAAGGCUGUGAAAUCCAAGACAGGCCCUGGCGAGCACCUCCGCAACUCCCUCUGGCACACGGGGGACACCAGUGAUCAGGUCAGGCUGCUGUGGAAGGACCCCCGAAAUGUAGGGUGGAAAGACAAAGUCUCCUACCGCUGGUUCUUGCAGCACAGACCCCAGAUCGGUUAUAUCAGGGCAAGAUUUUAUGAAGGCUCUGACCUAGUAGCAGACUCUGGUGUAACUAUAGACACCACGAUGCGUGGAGGACGGCUUGGAGUUUUCUGCUUCUCUCAGGAAAACAUUAUUUGGUCCAACCUGAAAUAUCGCUGCAAUGACACCAUUCCAGACGACUUCCAAGAAUUUCAAGCUCAGCAAUUUGGCGUUGGUGAUAUUUAAGAAGGAAAAGCAAACUAACAUUGCUAUUGCAAACAAUAAAACAAUAUAUUUUAAAUCCUUAUAUGAUUGUUGUUGUAAGAGUGCACAUCGCAGCUUGUUCUCAUUGAUGUAACUAUGUCAGACCUUUUUUUGUAUGAAAGUGAAAUAAAAAGGAGACAAAA